Cucumis melo (muskmelon) is the source of this 1083-nucleotide messenger RNA. RefSeq lists its product as uncharacterized. NCBI's taxonomy places the organism in Eukaryota, Viridiplantae, Streptophyta, Magnoliopsida, Cucurbitales, Cucurbitaceae. The transcript has 7 exons. The record is from RefSeq and is a predicted model, not a curated record. The coding region runs from base 297 to 803 and encodes 168 amino acids.
UGCAGAGCAGAUGAGCGAUCCCGGGGUUUGUAAGAAUAAAAGUAAGUUUUUUCCUCUUUCUUCAACCUCUUCCCUUUCUUUAUUUCACCAACUUCACCACAGAACAAACAACAACAGGAGCUUUCGAUUCCUGAAGGAAGGUCGGAGAGUGAUAGACACUGACAAAUAAUUUCAAGGGACCUGCUCUUUGAUCUUCUUUCCUGGAAUCGAAUUUUCCUUGGCUUUCCUUUUCCCCUCCAAAUCCUCUUCACUUGGGUGUUUUUCUUCAUGGGUCUUCUCCUCCAUAGCUUACAUAUAUGGUUGGGUUGGAGCUUGAAAGGGAUUGGCAGAACAGUGGUUGUCUUGGAUGCUACACGAAGCCGGAACUAAAAACUCAUCUGAAUGAACCAUCAAAAGGUCAACAAAUUCAAUGUCAUGGAGUAAGGAAACCCAGCCUAUCAGAGGAUUUCUGGACUACUAGUACAUUUGAUGUGGAGAAUAGUGCAGGUCAAUCACAAGGAAGUAUGUCAUCAUUGAGUACAAUCAACCAUAUGCACGAUCCACACGGUAGCUCGGGCAAUGUACCCAACCCUUCAGAGUUUCUAAAUCAUGGUCUUCUUCUGUGGAAUCAAACUAGGCAACGCUGGACAGGGAAUAAACAAUCCGAAAAGCGAGCACCGCAGUUUCAAGAACCCAAGUUAGAUUGGAAUGUAACUUAUGAAAGUUUACUAGGGAGCAACAAGCCAUUUCGUCAACCUAUUCCACUCGGCGAAAUGGUAGAUUUUCUUGUGGAUGUAUGGGAACAAGAAGGGUUGUAUGAUUGAUUAAUUUGAAGAGUACACAAGGCUUGAUUUGGAAGAAGUUGAAUCAUAGUCUCACUGUUUUUUUUCAAACCACAUUGAAAUCUGCCUUGUAUUUGCUGAUCAAACGCAUUCAAAUUAACAUUUUCCCUGCUGCCUGCCUAUUUUUGGUGCUUGGUUUGUUUGUUUUUUGGUUUUUUGGUUUUUCCUCUUAAUGCCUUUGGUUUGGUAAUUACUGUAGAGUUUCAUAUCUUUACUCUGUUGUAGAAAAUUCAGCUGUGAUGGAAAUUACUAUUUUUGCAAA